UUGAUUACAUGGUGACUGACCUAAAUGGAGGACCUCGACCUCCCUCACGCUACGAGGAGCGAUACAAAAAGACCACAUUCAAGGGUGGUGCAAUUGCAGGACAGCUGACAACAGUAGGGAUGCAGCAGAUGUUUGCCCUGGGGGAAAGGCUGAGGAGAAGCUACGUGGACGAAGCCAACUUUCUCUCACCAACAUUUAAGCCUGCUGAGGUUUUCAUCCGUUCCACUAAUAUUUUCCGGAAUCUGGAGUCCACACGGUGCCUGCUAGCUGGACUGUACCAACAGCAGAAAGAAGGAUCUGUUGUCAUUGUCACUGAUGAAGCAAGCUCUGAAAUCCUCUACCCCAAUUACCACAACUGCCAGCACCUGAAAUGCUUGAGCAGGUAAUUGCCAGCCAUACCUCCCCAUAUGAUUUCACUGCUGUUUCAUUUCAGCAGUAGUAAUUUAAAACUGCACAUUUUCUUCCCAUUUCCCAAU
Pygoscelis adeliae (Adelie penguin) is the source of this 476-nucleotide messenger RNA. Its product is annotated as lysophosphatidic acid phosphatase type 6-like. Gene Ontology annotation, biological process: dephosphorylation. The transcript is spliced from 4 exons. The record is from RefSeq and is a predicted model, not a curated record. Lineage: Eukaryota; Metazoa; Chordata; Aves; Sphenisciformes; Spheniscidae. Bases 9 to 386 code for a protein of 125 amino acids. Gene Ontology annotation, molecular function: phosphatase activity.